Messenger RNA from Hemibagrus wyckioides, 2571 nucleotides. RefSeq names its product ANKH inorganic pyrophosphate transport regulator a (gene ankha). Lineage: Eukaryota; Metazoa; Chordata; Actinopteri; Siluriformes; Bagridae. Bases 518 to 1945 code for a protein of 475 amino acids. Gene Ontology annotation, biological process: phosphate ion transmembrane transport. The record is from RefSeq and is a predicted model, not a curated record. Gene Ontology annotation, cellular component: membrane. Gene Ontology annotation, molecular function: phosphate transmembrane transporter activity. The transcript is spliced from 12 exons.
CCUAAAAGCGGAGACCUCUGCACGGUCCAGCAGUGUGGUGAGCACUGCCCUUCAGAUAAGCUGCAAUGGAGAGUUAUGACUUGAAGAGAUAAGCUGUCAGUGCUCAGGUUUCUCUAAGGCGUUUUUUUUCUGCCGUUACAUUGUGCGCGCGCCGACAUCUUGACAGUUUGUUUAUUAUUCUUUUUUUUUUAUCAUGUCCUUCUGUUUCCCAACCGCUGUAUGAUGGUCCCUGGACGAACAUUACUACUUAUCUGUUAGCUAUAGAGUUAUAGAUACAGAAGGGUAAAAGUCGGCGCACUUGCUGCUGUUUGAUCAUCAGAGCGACGUGAAUGUAAGCCGACCUUUUUAGGAUCAUGGUGGAGCUGAAAUGUCUCACUGCUUACUGGCCUCUCAUCCGAUUCCUGGUUCCUCUGGCUAUUACAAACAUAGCCAUCGAUUUUGGGGAACAGGUAAGAAAACAAGAAUCAAGUGAGCUCUGAACAGAGGUAUCGCGUCAGUGAAAGAGGACCGUGUGGAGAUGCUGGCCAGCUAUGGUUUGGCCUACUCACUUAUGAAGUUCUUCACUGGGCCCAUGAGUGACUUUAAGAGUGUCGGGCUGGUGCUGGUCCACAGCAAGAAAGACAGAAGAAAAGCAGUGCUGUGUAUGGUUGUGGCUGGUGUUAUAGCCAUAAUCCUCCAUGUUCUAAUAGCUUACACAGAUCUAGGAUAUUACAUCAUCAACAAACUCCACCAUGUGGACGAAUCUGUGGGCAAAAAGACGCGAAAGGCAUUCCUUUACCUUGCAGUGUUCCCUUUGCUGGAUGCCAUGGCCUGGAUUCAUGCUGGCAUCCUUCUAAAGCACAAAUACAGCCUGCUGGUGGGCUCGGCUUCAAUCUCUGAUGUUGUAACGCAGAUCAUGUUCGUGGCAAUCCUACUCCACAGCAACCUGGAGUGUGCUGAGCCCUUGCUCAUUCCAAUCCUGUCUUUGUACAUGGGAGCACUGGUGCGCUUUAGCAUUGUGGGACUGGGCUACUACUGCAACAUUCAUGACAACAUUCCUGACUCCAGCACCCAGGACAUGGGGGGAGAUACCACUGUCAGAAAAAUGUUAAGCUUCUGGUGGCCACUUGCACUCAUACUGGCCACCCAGAGGAUCAGCAGGCCUAUCGUCAACCUGUUUGUGUCUCGAGAUCUCAAAGGCAGCACUGCUUCCACUGAGGCUGUAGCAGUGCUCACAGCUACCUACCCAGUGGGACACAUGCCUUAUGGUUGGCUAACUGAACUACGGGCAGUGUACCCAGCCUUCGACAAGAAUAACUUGAACAACAAGCUAGCUGCUGGUGCUGGAGUGACAAAAUCUCAUAUCAAGAGGUUCGCCUUAGUCUGCUUUACUCUCUCUGUAACGCUAUGCUUCAUAGUGUUCUGGACCCCUGGGGUGUCCGAGCUGAUCCUGGUGAAUGUGAUUGGAGUGGAUGCAAAUUUCGCUGAGCUCUGCACUGUUCCUCUUCGGAUAUUCUCCUUCUUCCCUGUUCCAGUGACCAUUCGAGCUCAUCUGACAGGCUGGUUAAUGACUCUGAAGAAGACGUUUGUGCUAGCCCCUAGCUCUGUGCUGAGGAUAAUCGUGCUCAUCACUAGUCUCGUAGUGCUUCCUUACAUGGGGGUGCAUGGUGCUACAUUAGGAGUAAGCUCACUACUGGCCGGCUUCCUUGGAGAAGCCACAAUGGUGGCAGCAGGUGCAUGCUACGUGUAUCGACAGCAGAGAAAGAAUUCAAGCAGAGAGCAGGCCACACAGGAGGAAAACUCUGCCCCCAUGAGAGAUGUCACCUCUCCAAUGGUGUUAGAUGACAUCCAAGAGGUGGAUGAGGAAGAAGGACAGGAGGAUGAGGAAGAAGGACAGGAGGAUGAGGAAGAAGGACAGGAAGAUGAGGAAGAAGGACAGGAGGAUGGGAUUGAAGAAGGGAAUUGAGAGAAAAGAGAACCCUGAGGUGAAGUGAUAGCACAAGGGAAAAAUACGGGAUUUUUGCUGUGGAUUUUGUGUAUUAGCUAAAAGAAAAACUAACAAUACAAACUAUACUCCUGAAACCAAAUUACGGCACUGUCAUGUAUGAGUGGAGCUUUCCUGCUCAGACCAAGCCUGAACUGAUGGAUCUGCUAGCACUUUCUACAGCUGACAGAACCUUUUUGCACUGAAGUCCUUCACAGACUCUCUGUCCAGCAUUUGCCAAUUCAGCAGUACUAAAUAUGGGAGUGGCUGGAAGAUGUUUUUCUCUCUGUUUCACACAAUCUUGUUAAAACCAACACCCAAGUACAUCUAAUUGCACAGAGAGAGUCAAUCUGGCACAAAAGCACAGUUUCUGAACUUUGACCCAGUGGUACAUGUUGUUUGUUACAGUAUAGGCCUUAAAAUGCACAAUAUCUGUUAUUGCACAUUGUCUGUAAACGCACAAUAGACUGUUGAUGUAUUACAGUGAUAGCUACAAAUGUUCAGGGAAAUACACAAAGGAGAUGCAUAACAUUUUUCUUUAUUUUUUAUGCUACACUUGUUCUAUCUAGUGCUCUGUGGUUAAUGGGAGGUUGCAUGGAUUAUUUAUA